Molecule: messenger RNA, 1987 nt
Organism: Tribolium castaneum (red flour beetle)
Lineage: Eukaryota; Metazoa; Arthropoda; Insecta; Coleoptera; Tenebrionidae
Gene: Stam
Product: Signal transducing adaptor molecule
Exons: 7
Coding region: 168-1724 (518 amino acids)
Biological process (GO): protein transport to vacuole involved in ubiquitin-dependent protein catabolic process via the multivesicular body sorting pathway
Cellular component (GO): ESCRT-0 complex
Molecular function (GO): ubiquitin binding; phosphatidylinositol binding
Source: RefSeq, a predicted model, not a curated record
GUGCUGCCUUCACCGACAUUGUCAAAACUCCAUAAAUUCGAAACGUCAAAAUUUAUACGUUUGAAAUGACAUUUUCUUCUUAUCAGAAACAUUCAGCAGUGUAACAAAGAACUUUCACGUAAUUAUGUCGGUUUAGUGUCCGUUUUACGUGAAUAAAUUUGUAAAAAAUGGGGAUAUUCGGUACCACCACCGACACCAUCACGGACGAAGUAGAGAAGGCAACGAACGAGAACAACGCCGAGGAAAACUGGGAACUGAUCAUAAACAUUUGUGAUAAGGCUGGCAAGUCUGCUGAAGAUGCCAAGGCGUACUUGAGGGUCAUCCUCAAACGGCUCCACCACCAAGACCCCCACAUCGCCCUCCAGGCCGUUACGUUACUAGACGCCUGUGUCAAAAACAGCGGCAAGUUGUUCCACAUUGAGGUCGCCUCAAGGGAGUUCGAGAACGAGUACACGAAACUACUGCAAAAAUCGCACAUCAGCGUGUCCAAGAAGUUGAGGGAAGCUUUGAAACGGUGGGCUGAGAACGAGUUCAAAACCGAGCAACAACUCAAUCUCAUUCCUUCUCUGUACACUAAACUGAAGAACAGCGGCGUUGAUUUUACAUUUACAGACAUGCCGGCCAAAAAGUCGGCCCCUGUUAGCAAAGACCCCAACGUUGUCGAGUCACAAGAAGAGGAGAAUCAGAUCCUCAAAGCCAUAGAAUUGUCCUUGAAAGAAAGCACGUCGUCGCCACGGGCGUCCAGCGCAAGCGGAAGUCUUUAUCCGAGUGCGAAUCUCGCAGCUGCGAAUAGUUCAACAAAUUCGACUCCUGUUAAAGAACCGAAAAAAGUUAGGGCUUUGUAUGAUUUCGAAGCGGCUGAAGAUAAUGAACUGACGUUUAAAUCGGGCGAAAUAAUUUUUGUGAUAGAUGAUUCUGAUCCGAAUUGGUGGAAAGGGAGUAAUCAAAGGGGCGAAGGGCUGUUUCCGUCAAAUUUUGUCACGAAAGACUUGGACGUUGAACCUGAGAAGUUUUUGUACGAAAAAGCGAAGAAAAUCGUUCAGUUCAAAGAAACCGCGGACGUGAAAACCGGUGCCGAAAAAACCGAUCCCGAAGACAUAGAAAUCAACGAGGAGAAAAUCGACCGUCUCCUCCACUUGCUCCACGAAGCCGAUCCGACAAAUCCCGAAACGGACACCGAAGAAAUGCUAAAACUCGAACGCGAGGUGAACCUAAUGGGUCCCCUAAUUGAUUCCGAAUUAGAAAGGGUGGACAAGAAACACGCCCAAUUGACCCAACUCAGUGCUGAUCUUGUUGAAGCUCUGGGUCUUUAUCAUUCUCUGAUGCGUGAACCACAAUUCCCACCCAAGAUGCCUUACAAUUAUAAUCAGAUGGCACAUCCGCCGCCACCACAACAGCCCCCAAAUUCGAUGGUGCAGACGUACAACGGAUUGCCGCCGCCACCGCCGCAACCCACAUCAAUGUUGCCCCCAGGAAUGGCGCCGCCCCCAGGCAUGCAUUACGCGACGAUGCCCAUGAUGUCCACGGCGGGCAUGCCGCCGCCGCCGCCGCAGUUUUUGAUGCAUCAGAUGCCGGACGACAGGAGGACUCAGAGCUACGGGAGUAUGGUACUUCCCAAUUUUCCGAGCGGUGUUGCCGGAUCUCAGACUCUUAUACAUAAUGGACCGCCACCGCAGUCACAAAGUCAACAUUACAUGCCUGCUUCAAGCGCCAAUCCAAAGUAGUAGGCCUUGAAAGAAGUAUUGUUAUCAAAUUCUUUUCCUUAUAACCGAUAUGUGAUUUAACAAUUUAGUUAUUUUGAUAAUAUCAUGUAUUUUAUUACGAAUUUCUUCACUAUCUUUGUUGUUUUAGUUUAUUUAUUAAUGAGAAAAUUGAUAUUAAGUUACAAUGGCAGGCGUGUGGUGGGGAAAGGUAGUGAAGAAAUUAUUAUAAGUAAUGUUGUAGACUUGAUGUAAAAACAUGUAUAUGAAUAAAUUUUAUGAAGAAA